Molecule: messenger RNA, 656 nt
Organism: Mizuhopecten yessoensis (Yesso scallop)
Lineage: Eukaryota; Metazoa; Mollusca; Bivalvia; Pectinida; Pectinidae
Product: peptidyl-glycine alpha-amidating monooxygenase B-like
Exons: 2
Coding region: 163-645 (160 amino acids)
Cellular component (GO): extracellular region
Source: RefSeq, a predicted model, not a curated record
AACAACAUUCUGUACAGUGAAUAUUUACCAUCCCGCUUUAAACAAAAUGUCUACCCCAGGGAAUAUGUUCCUGAUUAUCAACUGGACGACUAUUACUCUGAUGUAGAAUCGCAACGUGGCAGAAAACGGCCACAUCAAAGUUUUGAUUACUAUGGUGAAGCGAUGAAUAGACUUCCAUACAUGGGCACUGCAGAUGAUAUGGCAUCGCCUGACAUUCAAAUGAAAAAUCGGAAUAGGAAUAAGGUGUUUGACAGUCUGAGCCGACAUUAUGGUGAAACAAGUCGAGACACCGUAGCUGACAAUAGGUUUAAUGGAAUUCAACCAGAAACCCAGGGUCGUAAUUUUCAUGAUCCUCGUAAAAAGUUUGGGGAAUCUGAGUUUGGACUAGCUCAUGGUACAAGAACCAUGCCCGCCCCAGUGAAGAAGGUCAAGGUCGGGGGUAGUCUUCAACACUACGUAAACUUCCAGUCAGAUUUCAUGUCCGACAAAGCCAUGAGUAGUUCUUCUGUGAGUGGCCUUGACUAUCCAAUUGGACAGGUGGGAGGGGUUGCCACCGACAACAAAGGAGGAGUCUACGUGUUUCACCGUGGCAACCGAGUCUGGGAUGGCAGGUAUAUACAAAGUUUUGUGUACUUUUUGACCUAAUUGCCGUAAGC